Hibiscus syriacus is the source of this 1971-nucleotide messenger RNA. RefSeq names its product transcription factor DIVARICATA-like. The coding region runs from base 609 to 1547 and encodes 312 amino acids. NCBI's taxonomy places the organism in Eukaryota, Viridiplantae, Streptophyta, Magnoliopsida, Malvales, Malvaceae. The record is from RefSeq and is a predicted model, not a curated record. Gene Ontology annotation, molecular function: DNA binding. The transcript has 2 exons.
CCCACAAUGUCCAUCUCACCACUCACAACACUGCAGCUCAGUCCCUCCCUUUUUCUCAAUGCCUUCACUCUGCUGAUUCUCUGUUACAUAUAUACAAAGAAGUUCGCACCGUUCUACUAUUUAUUUCACGCAGUUUCUCUUCGCUUUUGCUUUUUUUUGGGGGAUAUGUAAAAGCAAAAGAUUGCCUCAAAACAAAACACUUCUCUAGUAGAAGCUCUCUGUUUCUAUUCUCCCUUCAUUGAUUUAAAGUAUUUUCCAGUUUUAAUCUUUCAUUCUAUGGUUUGGGUUUCUGUAGUUUAAUCUGUAUAUCGAUUUUCUUGUUUUAUUUUUAUUGCUAUUGUGUAUGAUUUUGGAUCUAAUAUGGGCGCCUAGGGCUUUUCAUCUGUAAACCAAGAUCUGCCUUGUUUUAGCUACUGUUUCUUGAAUUUUCCCGGGGUUUUGGGAAGGCGCUUUUUUUUUUUUUUGCAUUCCCCGGUUAAAUCGUAAUUGAAGAUAAAUGCUUUCUUGAUUUGAUACUUCUUCUUUGGUUCUCUUUGAGCAUUUCAACCAAAGUCCAGUUUUUUUUUUUUUCCUUUGGUGCGGAAAUUUGGCGGUUAAGAAAAGAAAAGAUGAUGAUGAACCGGGGACUUGAAGUUCUCUCUCCAGCCUCUUACUCACAGGCUUCAAAUUGGUUGUUUGAAGAUAGCGAAGGUACAAAAUGGAGUCCUGAAGAGAACAAGUGUUUCGAAAAUGCUCUGGCUUUAUAUGAUAAAGACACUCCUGACCGAUGGUUUAAGGUGGCAGCUAUGGUUCCUGGAAAAACAGUUGGAGAUGUCAUCCAACAGUACAGAGAAUUGGUGGAGGAUGUAAGUGAUAUAGAGGCCGGGUUGAUCCCAAUUCCUGGCUAUACCACUGAUUCUCUUACAUUGGAUUGGGUUAAUGAUAGUGAGGGCUUUGAUGACUAUUACACUCCUGGUGGAAAAAGAGGGCCAGCCACUCGACCUUCUGAGCAUGAAAGGAAGAAAGGGGUGCCAUGGACUGAAGAAGAACACAGACAAUUUCUAAUGGGUCUUAAAAAGUAUGGUAAAGGGGAUUGGAGAAAUAUUUCACGCAAUUUCGUGAUGACCAGAACACCAACUCAGGUGGCAAGCCAUGCUCAAAAAUACUUCAUCAGACAGCUGACAGGUGGGAAGGAUAAGAAGAGGACCAGUAUCCAUGAUAUCACCACAGUUAACAUCCCUGAUACACCCUCUUCUUCACUAGAUAAUGGCAAGCCUUUGUCUUCAAACAAUUCUUCUGCAGUCAUACAGUCACAGCAGCAAUCAAAAGAGCCCGGGGUAACAACUAAAGGGCCCUUUGAUUUUGAGUGGAAGCAACAUAAUGAAGGAGCUGCAGCUAUGAUUUUCUACCAGACGAGUAGUGGCAAUGCCUUACCGUCUCCUUUGUGUGGGAUUUCUUCACAUGUAACCAAGCUAGAGGAACAAUAUUUGCUAAAAGGAACUCUUCCGAGAUCUCAGUUUGGAUCUUAUAAUACCUCUUUCCAGAUGCAGUCAAUGCAACAUCAGUAAAUACAACGGAGAAGCAGGAAGAGUUCUCUGAAGGUAUUAUUAUAAAUUAAUGAUAUGAAGAUCCGGCCAAACAGUGGUUCAGCUAGCAUUUUUCAUGCCAUAUGUGUAUAUCUUGAAGAUGCAAAUUAGUCCAUAGUUAUCACUCUAAAGAGUGGUCCGGUAGCUGGUAGGUGGUUUUUGUGAUUUGUCAUUCAAAUGCUGGACCACUUAACCAAAAAACUUUUGGGGCUUUUACUAACUCUAGUCGUGUUGGCUGCCUGCAUUAUCUGCCUGUUGUCACUAGUUAUUUUUAGACUGGUUUCAAGUGUGCUAUAGAUGCUGUCACGAGGGCCAGUGUCUCUGCAAAAUGACAGACUGUACAACAAAGGCCUAAAAUUUAAUAAUGGACUCCAAUAAUUCAUGUUUCCUUGCUUCAACUGUGAAU